UCAAAGGAGGGCACAAGCGACGUGAUUUUGACUAUAUGUGAACAUUUAUGUCCUUCUGAGUAUGAGAUUUCACUGAAAUAAAACACACAGUGUAAACAUGUCUGUGGCUUUAUCGCGCUGCCUCUGCAGAGUUUUAUCCCGUCAACCCUCUGCUUCUAGGUUUGUGUUGGGAGAAAAUCACCAUGCUGUUCAGAGUCCUUGGUUUGCACCAGCGAUGACACUGAAGACAUCUGCUCCUCUGAGAGCGGAGCCCAAAAAGAAGAAGAAAGUGGACCCCAAAAGGGAGCAGGCAAUAAGAGACAGGCUGAAGAAAAAGCUGAAGAAGCUGGAAAAGGUUCCACCUGAGCUCAUCCCGAUAGAGGACUUCAUCACUUCAUCCCAAUGCUUGGACGAAACAAGGCAACGCUCCGCACCAAAGCUGUCGUUUGAUGAAAGUGAAGGUCGAGCCCUGCUGCUGAAGGAGUGGUCUCGAUACAAACAGGAGCAGCACAUGGCUGAAAUGCAGGCUGUUGAACUUGCUCUGAAGGCACAGAGGGAGGCUCUGGAGGAGCUGAAAAUCGAGUCUGAGGGGCUGUACCAAGCAGCCCUCAAACCAGACCUCCAACUCUUUCCUUUCACUCAUGAAGGUCCCACCUACACACCGCCAAAGACCAAGUUUGAGGCACCGGAGGGGAAGUACAACGACACCACUAAAGUCUACACCCAGCAGUGAUGGACACGGUGCAGCUCGUGUGUGUGUGUAUUGUUUUUUGUUGUUGAGUCCAUGACACACCGUUUGAACAGCCUGCAGGUGUGAAAGACUUUCAUAGACAUAAAUCUUCUUUUUGAACUAACAGUAUGAGGCUUGCAAUCAUUUCAGCUCCUUUGUGUGUGUCGGAUGCAAGAACUCUCAUGCAUAUUGUUUUUUCCACAUUCAUGCCCCUGUAUAAAAACUUGAAAGUAAUCUGAUAUUAAAAUGUACAUUUUUUAUGAAUUCAA
This is a messenger RNA of Scomber japonicus (chub mackerel), 978 nucleotides long. It is a transcript of the gene mrpl40, whose product is annotated as mitochondrial ribosomal protein L40. NCBI's taxonomy places the organism in Eukaryota, Metazoa, Chordata, Actinopteri, Scombriformes, Scombridae. The record is from RefSeq and is a predicted model, not a curated record. The transcript has 5 exons. Bases 98 to 712 code for a protein of 204 amino acids. Gene Ontology annotation, cellular component: mitochondrial large ribosomal subunit; mitochondrial ribosome.